Serpula lacrymans var. lacrymans S7.9 is the source of this 813-nucleotide messenger RNA. RefSeq lists its product as uncharacterized. The coding region runs from base 1 to 813 and encodes 270 amino acids. The transcript is spliced from 4 exons. NCBI's taxonomy places the organism in Eukaryota, Fungi, Basidiomycota, Agaricomycetes, Boletales, Serpulaceae. The record is from RefSeq and is a predicted model, not a curated record.
AUGGUCGAUUUCGCCGAACUGAAAGCAAAAGCAUCCAAGGCCAAGGACGCAGGCGUCACCAAGCUCUCCAACACCAAAGAUCGCUACACGAGUGUUCCAUCGUCAAAGACAAACUGGGACCCGAAUUGGAAGGCAGCCCCUCCUCCUCCUCCGGCAUCGCGUUCGACCGGCAGUGUCACUGCUGCUGCUGCUCCACGCGGCCCUCCGCCUCUCCCGCCGCCCCAGAGACCUCACUUGGGGGCUGGUGGUAGUAGCUCGCAUGGACCGCCCCCUGUGCGACGUCAAAACCGCCCCGAUGAUGCUCCCUCUCCCUCCCCUCCUCCCCCUCCAGCCCGAGCACCAGUGCAGCAUAGUUACAACCCACAAAGCUAUGCAAAAACCGAGAGGACGGAGGAGAUUGACUGGGCCAACCUCUCGUCGGAGGAUAAAGAUGUGUUUUUUGCUUGGCUAGAUGAAUUCUUCUCUCGCUUUCUCAAUAUCACCUUACCCCCGAGAGGGCAGGGCCCAGCGCCCCCGCCGACGUCGCGCGUACCCCACAUAUCAGUGACUAACCAUCCCGGCCCCCCAUCUCAAGCCCAGAGUCAACAUCAGCUCCAGGCCAGCUCUGCCGUCCUGAUAGGUGGAGUUGUUGUUAGCGGACGAGGACGAGGACGAGGACUCGGGGCGGUGGUUGUAUUUUACGUGGUGUGGCAUAGAAAUUUGAAAGGCGAUGUUGCUGUUUGCGCUCGACUUGAUUUUGACCCCACGAUGUCUGAAUAUCGUUGGUAUCCUUUCACAACCGUGCACACCCUGGACAGAGGUAUCCCAAUCUAA